This is a messenger RNA of Impatiens glandulifera, 2524 nucleotides long. RefSeq names its product E3 ubiquitin-protein ligase WAV3-like. Lineage: Eukaryota; Viridiplantae; Streptophyta; Magnoliopsida; Ericales; Balsaminaceae. Bases 293 to 2389 code for a protein of 698 amino acids. The record is from RefSeq and is a predicted model, not a curated record. The transcript is spliced from 2 exons.
ACAAAAGAUCUUAGGCCUCAAGGUCAAAACCAGAACUGCCAUGGCCGGCAGUGCUUGAAAAUUAAACUUUUAUUUGUUUCCUUUUAAGUAUCCAAUUUCCAAACCUAGAAAUUCAUCACUUUUGCAGUAGCCAUAGCCAGACUCUGCUUCUUUGCACUACAAUAUAUACAGUCGCCUUCUCUUCUCUUGUCUUCAUCAUAUCUUAUAGAUGAAAUCGAAUUCUUUGUUUAACUCUCGUCGUAUCUUGGAUUUAUGAAGAUUUAGUUUCUCUCAAUCGAAUUCAGCGAACAAGAUGGAAAGUAAAUGGAGGAAACUGAAAUCGGCUCUCCCUUGUCUUUACCCCGUGGAGGACUCAUCGCGAUCCAAUCGGAUGGAUAACCGGUUACCAGACGCUGUUUCACUGUCAUCCACAGACGAAUCAAGCGUUACUACUAUGCAAACUCCCUUGUCAGUCCGCCUUCUUUCGUCUAGAUUCGGCUCCCGAUCUUCUAAGAAAACUUGUGCUAUAUGUCUCACAUCUAUGAAGGCAGGCAAGGGCCAUGCAAUUUUUACAGCAGAGUGUUCCCAUUCCUUUCACUUCCAUUGUAUUGCAUCUAAUGUGAAGCACGGGAAUCGAAUUUGCCCCAUUUGCAGAUCAAACUGGAACGAGGUUCCUUUCCAGACUACUACAGAUACUGAUCUUUUACACAAUAAUAGAACUGCUAGGGCAAAUAAUGCGGCAGGUCCUAGAAAUGCCCCAUGGAAUGCAGCUUUCCGACAAACCCUACCCUCGCGUUUGGAUGUCAAUCUUCAUGCAACCUCAUUCUUUCAUGCUCCUGAACCAAACGUCUUUGAUGACGACGAUGAAUUAAUAAGUGAAGAACCUCUCAAUAAUACUUCUGUUGAUGAGAAUCAACCUGUAAGAGCUAUAGAUAUCAAGGCUCACCCUGAAAUUUCUUCUGUUUCAAGAUUGGCCUCUCAUAAGGACUUCACUAUUCUGAUCCACCUCAAAGCUUUGAUAAGCAUGCAUAAUUCUUCUAACUUUUCCUCAACCGCUGUAUCCAAUCGUGCCCCUAUUGAUCUUGUGGCAGUUCUUGAUGUAAGUGGAAGUAUGUCAGGUGGGAAGCUUGUUUUGUUAAAAAGAGCAAUGGGUUUCCUUAUACAAAGGCUUGGUUCUUCUGACAGGCUAUCAAUUGUCGCUUUCUCCUCCACUGCUAGGCGUUCCUUUCCCCUUCGUCGAAUGACCAACAAUGGAAAGCACGAUGCACUUCAGGCAGUCAGUAAUCUGGUUUCAGCUGGUGGGACGAAUAUCGGCGAAGGGUUGAAGAAAGGGGCGAAGGUAAUGGUAGAACGUAGGCAAAAGAAUCCAGUUAGCAGUAUGAUUCUUUUAUCCGAUGGGAAAAAUAUGUCCACUACAGAUCCAAUGGUCGAUUAUCAUUCUCUCCUUCCAGAGUCGAUUAUGAACGAUACUCGAUCAGGCAUUGUCAUUCCAGUUCACACGUUUGGAUUUGGUGCGGACCAUGAUGCUGCCCUAAUGCAUUUUGUCUCUGUGGCCUCGGGAGGGACAUUUUCUUUCAUAGAAACCGAAAAUGCGAUCCAGGAUGCUUUUGCACAGUGCAUUGGCGGGCUCUUGACAGUCAUCAUUCAGGAACUGCAAGUAAAAGUCGAAACCCUCCAUCCUAAUCUGCAAUUGAACUCAAUUAAAGCUGGAAAUUACAGAACCAGGAAAACUGAUAAUGCGAGCAUAGGAUAUAUAGACUUCGAUCAUCUCUAUGCUGAAGAGGAGCGAGAUUUUCUGGUAAAAGUUGACAUACCGGUUUAUCACGACUCUUGCAACAACGAUAUGCAACUGUUGAAGAUAGGUUAUUCGUACACGGAUCCAAUUACAAAAGAAAAGGUAACAUUAGAGGAUGCUGGUGUGUUAAAGAUCUCAAGGCCUGAGAUAGUGAGUGGUGACGUGGUGGUGUCUGUGGAAGUGAACAGACAGAUUAACAGGAUAAGAGCGGCCGAGGCAAUUGCAGAAGCGAGAGCCAUGGCUGAUGAAAGUCGGUUUAUUCAGGCAGCUUCUAUAUUGGAAUCGUGCUGUAACUUGAUAAUGAGGUCCAUGUCAGCUCAAGCCGGAGACCAGUUAUCUGCUGCCUUGUGCGCAGAGAUGAAGGAAAUGCAGGGAAGAAUGGUCGAUUAUGAUUCUUACACAACAGGCGGAAGGGCUUAUGUCCUGUCAGGUCUUAGUUCUCAUUCAUGGCAGAGGGCCACUACUUCUGGAAAUACCACUGUUUCACAAGCUUAUCAGACUCCAACAAUGGUGGAUAUGGUCUCCAUGUCCCAAACCAUGCUCUUGGAUGGUUCGUCGUCUCAGCAGCCAUUGCUCAGGCCUUCUCGGUCUUUGACAUUACCAAUCCAAAGGUAAAUAAUAAACUGUGUACCGGUUCAAUGGUGUUUGUUUAUUUUCAGACGUUUGUUGGCUUUCUAUUAAUCUCUGUUAAUUGUGGGAGAAUUUGAAUCUAUCUUCAUAUAUAUGAUUGUCUGAUUGUAAUUGCAAUGA